Lactuca virosa is the source of this 954-nucleotide messenger RNA. The record is from the annotation of a GenBank genome assembly. NCBI's taxonomy places the organism in Eukaryota, Viridiplantae, Streptophyta, Magnoliopsida, Asterales, Asteraceae.
AUGGUCCCUACCUUUGCAAAUCCAAUAUGGACGGAGAUGAUGGUUUUGUCAAGGCGGGCUUUCAAAAAUCAAUGGAGAACGCCGGAACUAUUCAUUACCAGGUUGGGUGCAGUUGUGGUGACUGGUUUUAUACUCGCCACCGUGUUUUGGAAGCUGGAUGAUUCUCCGAGAGGCGUUCGUGAACGACUCGGAUUCUUCGCUUUUGCCAUGUCGACAACGUUCUACACUUGUGCAGACGCAUUACCUGUUUUCCUCCAUGAACGUUUCAUUUUCAUGAGAGAAACCGCUUACAAUGCUUACAGACGUUCUUCCUACGUCCUCUCUUCUUCACUCGUAGCGAUCCCAACUCUCAUUUUCCUCUCCUUGGCAUUCGCAGUAAUCACAUUUUGGGCUGUCGGACUCGCCGGCGGAGGUAAAGGCUUCUUGUUCUACUUCGCCAUAAUCUUGGCCUCGUUUUGGGCCGGAAGCUCGUUCGUGACAUUUCUCUCCGGCGUUAUCCCACAUGUUAUGAUCGGGUACGUGAUUGUCGUCGCAAUUCUCGCUUACUACCUCCUGUUCAGUGGCUUCUUCAUCAAUCGUGAUCGAAUUCCCGAUUACUGGAUAUGGUUUCACUAUAUUUCUUUGGUCAAAUAUCCAUACGAAGCAGUUUUACACAACGAAUUCCAAGACCCAUUAAGAUGUUUCGUUCGAGGAACUCAGAUCUUCGACGGCAGCCCUCUUGGCAUAGCCGAUGAAGCCACCAAAUUGAGGCUGUUACAAAGCAUGAGCCAAACAUUAGGGGUGAACAUCACCGCCGGAUCAUGUCUGACCACCGGUUCCGACAUACUGCAGCAGCAAGGCGUCAAUGAUCUGACCAAGUGGGAGUGCCUCUGGAUCACCAUCGCAUGGGGCUUCUUCUUCCGAAUAUUGUUCUACUUCUGCUUGUUGAUCGGAAGCAAGAACAAAAGGCGGUAG